Molecule: messenger RNA, 7817 nt
Organism: Pseudophryne corroboree (corroboree frog)
Lineage: Eukaryota; Metazoa; Chordata; Amphibia; Anura; Myobatrachidae
Gene: MOSPD2
Product: motile sperm domain containing 2
Exons: 15
Coding region: 75-1625 (516 amino acids)
Cellular component (GO): endoplasmic reticulum-endosome membrane contact site; endomembrane system
Source: RefSeq, a predicted model, not a curated record
GGGAGGCCGGAAGUACCCGGAGACUCUGUCUGUCGGUCAGAGACAGGAGGAGAGCGGAGCGGAGAGUGACGGAGAUGGCAGAUGAAAAGGAGAAGCUAGUUCAUGAGACCAGAAAGAGAUUUACACAAGAAUAUUUACAAGACAGUUCUAGCAAAUAUGAUUCCCGUGAUGUGGAAAGACUACAGAAGGAUGAUGCAUGGGUGGAAAGUUAUCUACUGUGGAGGCAUAACCUGGUAGAGGAAACUCUGAAGAUGAUUGAUGAAAGCUUGAGGUGGAGAAAAGACAUAGCUAUUAACGAUCUUAAGGAAUCUGUUAUUCCCAGAUGGUGUUUUGAUGUUGGAGCAACCUACCUGCAUGGCUAUGACAAAGAAGGCAAUAAACUCUUAUGGCUCAGAGUAAAGCUUCAUGUCCGCGAUGCCAAAACAAGUGAUGACAAGAAGAAAUGUGUGGCGUUUUGGUUGGAACGUUAUGCCAAAAGGGAGCCGGGAAAACUCCUGACGGUCGUGUUUGAUAUGGCUGAGUGCGGACUUAGUAAUGUAGAUAUGGAUUUUGUUCGUUUUGUAAUAAACUGUUUUAAGAUCUACUACCCCAAAUACCUGUCAAAGAUUGUCAUUUUUGAAAUGCCGUGGAUAAUGAAUGCUGCAUUUAAAAUUGUGAAAGGCUGGCUGGGUCCAGAAGCCAUAAAUAUGCUGAAAUUUGUGAACCGGAGUGAAAUUCAUGACUAUGUUAGUGCCGAGUACUUACCGCCACACAUGGGAGGAACAGAUCCUUUCAAAUAUAGUUACCCCCCAUUACCAGAUGAUGAUUUCCAAACCCCGAUGUGUGAGAAUGGGCCGAUAACAAUUGAGGAUGAACUAGAAAGUAAAGAGGAAAGUGAAGCAGACACAAGAGACACUGUGGAUUCGUUUGCAACUGACGAGAACACUCUGAAGCCUAAAAAGGUGAACUGCACAGAAGACGUUAUUAAACCAGAGGACAGUGAAAAGACUGAUUCAAAGCUGAAAAACAACAGGAGGGCAUCCACAGUCUUUAAAGGACCUUUACUACAUAUUAGUCCUGCAGAUGAACUGCAUUUUGGUUCCAAGGAGAGUGGAGAAAGAAAAUGUAUCAUUGUCCUCAAUAACAUAACCAAAAAUACAGUGGCUUUUAAGGUUCGAACAACUGCCCCAGAUAAAUACAGAGUCAAACCAAGCAACAGCAGUUGUGAACCUGGAUCCACUGUUGACAUUGCCGUUUCUCUUCAUGCAGCAUCUACAGCAUCACUUCAGGAUCGGUUCUUGGUAAUGGCUGCAGAAAUGGAACAGUCAUUGGGCACAGGGACGCAAGACUUGGCACAGUUUUGGAAGGAGAUGCCUAGAAAUAAGGUCAUGGAACACAGGUUAAGAUGUCAUGUUGUUGAAACCAACAAGCCGACCACAUUAUUAUUAAAAGAAAAUACGUUGAACAGGUCUCCCUUAGGCAAUGAUGAUCUGCACUUUAAGCUGAAUCAAUUACUAGAAACAAAUCGAAGACUAGAAGAACAGAUUGGACACUGUGUCUGGUACCAACACAUAAUAGCCUUUUUAUUGUCUAUUUUAGUCGCCAUAGUCUUUGCCGGCAUGUACAAGUCGAAGGAUCCAAGCUGAUAAACAAUUUGUUUUUAGCACUCGUCAUUCUGCCUGUGCUGAUUAUUCUACAGAAGGAAUGUUUUGUAUGCUCUUCCUGCAAAAGGUAUCUUGUGACAUGACCAAAGUGGCCUUCACUGUUUAGCGUAUAAUAUAACUACACUGUAAUAUGAUUAACACACUUGUCAAGACCACCGAGAGAUGCAACUGAAUUUGCAGAGGUUUAUAAUGCGCCUGUCUCACAUCUUGGACAUUGCUUUAGCUCUGUGCUUUUGCUUAGACGUCAUGAAGGUUCUUAAACAUUUUCUAUUCUAGUUGAAUGUCGCCUUCAUAUACUCAAUGCAAUCUUCCUUAGUUUGGCCGGGCAUUACCCAGUUACCAAUAUAGUUGCCAAAUGCUGUUUUAGCUGCCAGAAUUGUAGCCCUUUUUUUUUUUUUUUUAGCUUUGGGCAAGACUACUGUAUAUACAUUUUUCAAAUCCUAUUUUAAGAAUAAAUGUACUAACAAAUUGAUAUAUGUUGCAUUAAAAGGACUUUGGUAGUUUCACAAAAAGCAUAUUAUUGUAUACUGAUAUUGAUUGGUACACUCUGUGAGGAAAUUUUUGAGAGGCCACUUGUAAUAUUGCUUAAUGCCCCACAGUAUGUGUUGUAUAAUUAUUGCAUCGGCUCUGUUGGGGAUGUCUCUAAAUUAGUCUUAUUGUGGGGGUAUUUCAAGACACGCAUUACUAUUGCAUGGAUUAGGUGUAGCUGCCAUUGAACCCUAUGGUGACAUUGGUGCAGAUGUAUUAAGCCUGGAAAAGUGAUAAAGUAGUGAUAAGUGGAAGGUGAUAACGCACCAGCCAAUCAGCUCCUAAUGAUCAAUUUACAUAUUGGAGCUGAUUGGCUGUAGUGUUAUCACCUUCCACUUAUCACUGCUUUAUCACUUCUCCAGGCUUAAUACAUCUACCCCAUGGCUUUUAGAGAAACCUCAACAGGGUUGGAACAAGUUUAAUUUUCUUUCUUUGUGGCCAGUGUUCCAUAUUUGUUCCUGAGCAAGCCUGAUGCUAUAGGGCAGCGGUUCCCAAACUCUGUCUUCAAGGCAUCUUAACAGUCCAGGUUCUAAGAAUAUCCAUGCUUAAGCACAUGUGGCUUAAUUAGUACCUCAGUCAAUUUGAUUAUGCCAUCUGUGAACAAGCAUGGAUAUCCUUAAAACCUGGACUGUUAGGGUGCAUUGAGGACCAAGUUCUGGAAACCCUGCAAUAGGUAUUAUAGUGGUCCCUAUGCUUUCUAUAUUUUUCUAGCAAUUUCCCUCCUUAAAUCCUAUUUCAAAUGGAACAGGAGAAAAAAAACUGAUGUAUUGUGAAGAAUGUAUCGUGAUUAUUAUUGUGAAGAAAAAAUGCUAAAUCAGUAUGCAAGUCAAUAAUGAAUUGAUCCGUAUUCUCUUUUGGGAAUAUAUUUAUAUGGGUGAAGAUGGUAAAGAUGUAAACUAAUGACAGAACUUGAAGCCGCACACAGUGUUAGACACUGUAAGUGUUAUAGUCACCAGGGAUCAAGUGCAGCUUAUUAGAAAUGAGCUGAAUUAGCUGAUUACUUGGCAGUCUGUGAAAUAAAAAGUAGUGUUCAAAUGUGAAUUUAUGUAAACCUUGCUACAGUAUGUUGCCAAUGAUUUACUGUGUUUCUGUACUAGGAAAGUCAGUAGGAUACUAAUUGUAUUGUACAUUUAUCUUCAUUUAAAACCGAAUACAACUCAAAGGAGCUAAUGUCAGUGUUCGUGAGUCUUUAUUUUAACAUUGUUUUAUUAUGUUCUUAGUGACACUGUACUAGAAUUCUUGAAAUGGUUUAAAAAAAAAAAAUGUAAAGGUGAAGCAAUGCUACCAAUUGCUGGUUAUUUUAUAAAAGUGGACUACUUCGGAAAUGGUUUUCAAUUAUGUUCAAAACGUUUAUAAAACAUGACUUUCUUAUAUAUGGCACUAAUAUGUAAAUGUUUCAAAUGUGAGACAUUUGUAGUGAUGUUUUAUAGAAUAUAUAUGAAAAGAUAAUGGUUUAACAUAAUGUUUUAGAUGGUCAUUUAAUUAUUUGGAAGCAAAAAAUUGUGCUUUUUAAUGUCACCUUAAACUUGUUUUGUUUAUUAUUUUUAAUGAUUAGAGUAAUUGAGCACUUAUUUGGAAAUAUGUUUUUGUAUUUGACAUUUGCGUUUUUCAUUUCUCAGUUUAUUAGCUCCUGCUACUUUUACUCAUAAAUUUGCAUUUCGAAAGUGUAUUUUUAUACAUUUGUCAAGCAGUGCCAUUUUAAUGACUAAAAUCACUUUGUAUUCCACUUUUAUAGAAUAAACUAUGGCCAACACAAUUUCUGAAUAGGUUAAAUAGCACUUAAUUACUAUGCAUUUUUAUAUCUAAAUUUGUCUGUUCUGUAUAAUGGUGUUUUAUGGACUUGAUUGACAAAAAUAUUUGUCUCACAGAAAAGCUUUAGAUGGCACUUGGGCUUUUUUAACAGUCAGUGCUAGUUGUACAGACAUAACUGUUGGGCCAGUGUUGCUCUCGCUAUGCUGUCCAGUGCACUGGCAUGGCACCCCAUGUGGAUAGCAAAUAAUCCUUCUAGGCGGGUAAAACUGAUUCCUCUGAAAACUUCAUAUAUAAAGAUUGCACAUGGCCAUUUAAAGAACUGUGAAAAUAAUUCCUUACAGACAGCCUACAGGUCCCAGCAAGCCUGCCUCAGCAUGCCGGCACUUGGAGAACCACAAUUGCCAGCAUGCUUGGACAUUAAGUGCCCGCUGGCACCUAUAGUCCGCCUGUAAAGAAAAUAUUCAAAUAAAAACAAGACACUUUAUGCUUUAAUAAUUUAUUAUACAGUAUUUUCACCUGGGGUGGCAGCCUUUAAGCACUUUUGCAUGGCUACCACCAACCAGAACUUUCGGCAUCUUCUAUAAUCAGGAGCUCUUGCAUGCUCCUUGCCCUGCUGGCGGACUGCCAGUCGCUGCCCUGAGCUGGCUCAGAUAAGCCAGCCAGAGGGGGCAGGGCAAUGAUGCGUCGAGCUGUGAUUGGCUCAUGGUGGUCAUCUUGAAUUUGAAAAACUAAGUUGAGGCGCCACUUUUGAAAUGGAAACUGCUGCCUAAAUCUGGAAAGCGUCUGACAGGGACUGGAUCCUCCCAUGGUUCAGGCCUGCUGCCAUGCCCACUAUCUCCACCAGGUCCGGCCGCCACCAACGUUUGCAACCUCCACUGUGUCCCACCACUGCAUAUGCCUGCUACCCAGCAGAACAAGCACAUCUGCUUGACUGACAGGGGAGUGCUUUCAUGUGGUCUGAAGGCAAAUCCUUGUCAAUGAGGCCGAUGUACCGGUGCCACUUUUCUGUAUUGUUUUCAUUGGCUUUACUUCCCAUGGCUGGUCCCGCCACCCACUACAGCCAUGUUACUAUUGUCAGCGGCAGACAGAGCUCUUGUUCUUUCCCAACUGAUUUGGCUGCAAUUUCAUGGAAAAAAUAUUAGAAUAAUAAAAAUAGAUAUUUAUGACACCGAUUUUGUGUUAUUUAUUAUUUUAAUCGUUGUGACAGGUGAGGCUCUGCCUCCACUGGCUGCGCGUCCCUGCUAAAUGUAAAUAUUUCACAGAUUUUUCAGCAAGUGUAACCUCAGGUUUGAUAUCAUCCCUUUUUCUGCAACUGGUAUUGCAGUGUAAUUGUUAAUAAGCUACAAAUAUAGAAAGUAUUCUAUUUAGUUGUUUGUAAAGCUUUGCUGCAGCCAAUAGAAAGUUCUGGCUUACAAUGUAAAUAAGUGGCUGCCUAAGUAUACAUUACAGGAUAGCGAGUAGAGUGAAGAUUCACAUAGAUACUAACCACUAUGGAACUUAAGCUGUUUCUUGACAUUAACAAUAAAUACAUUGUAUUCCAGGUGAUUUUACGGAUGUUUUUGUUAAUAAAACUAUGCAUUUGAAUUUUUUUUUUUUUUAUUAUUACUCAAUUGCAUAACUCAAGCUUUGUAUUGUUCCGUUGCAAGGUACAUCUACUAAUUAAUAAACAUUUUUUUUGUUAUUGUGGUGCUAUUUGCCAAUGAACCAGUAGGCCCCAAGAUAUGGUUUCACCUGGAAGCCGCAAACUUAAGACUAUCACCAUCCGUGUCUGGAGAGAGAGCAUCCAUGACAAAAGGGCAACCAUUUUGCAUUGCUGCUCCAAUAUAUUAUUGAUUUUCACAGCAUCCAAGGAUUUUGUAGAUGACUCCAGGAAAUAAUCUAGGAUCCGAGUUGGAAAAGAAGGCAAAAGUCCUUUACAACAGUAACAAAUUGUUAAGCAUAUCAUGCUGACUGAAAUUGCCAGAAUAAACCCAGGCGGUCAUAGGUAGUUCUUUAUUGUUUGGUUCAGGCAGAAAAUGCAAUUUGUUGAUUGAUAAAGUUACAGUAUAUCAAUUACACUGUAGACACCAACAAAGAUACAUAGCCCUGUCUAAUAUUAUAAGUAAAUGGUUAAAAAGCGAGAAUUAAAUGGUAAAAAUUUCUAUAAUUUCAUGUAUUAUUCAAUCUUGAAAAUGCAAACGUAAUUUAGUUGUGUUUGGACAUUAAUAGUUUUGUUGGACUAUUCCUAGUUCUAUAUACCUGCAAAGAUGUGAUGCUUUGUAGGUGUAUAUAGCCAUAAAUAGACCAAAUAGAAAUAUAAAUGUUUAAACACAACUAAAUUUACAUUUGAAUAUUUAAGAUUGAAUAACACUUGAAAUUAUAUGAAAAUCUUUAUAGGAAGAGAAUGGUUCACUGCUUCCUGAUUGCACUCAGUUGUAGAAGAACCUUUACCAAAUACUUUAUAACAUUUGUAGUUCCUAAAAGCUUCCUUCGGUUUCUAUUUUCCUUAUUUUUCCUUUCCUUUUUUUCCAACUUACCAACACCUUGUGAGGUGUUCUGUUUUCUUUUCUUUUACUUCAAUGUUUACCAUGGCUGACAGACUUUGGGGGUUAUUCAGAGAUGGAUGCAGAUCAUGCUUCCGCAGCAAGAUCUGCAUCCAUCUUCUCAUAUGCUGGGGGCUGCCCUGCAUGUGUGUUGCGCCAUCCCACGAUGUGUUCACAAUUUAACUGUGAACGCAUCAAUAAGACAAACAACUCCUGCCUGCACAGCAUGGCAGCACUGGCAGGUGGUUCUGCGCCAUUUUUUUUAUUCGGAACGGCUGCGUGCGACAUCGUGCAGCUGCCUGCGUUGUCCGGACCACACCCACCAAACACUGCGGCGCUGAACGCCAAUACGAUGCAAUUGCAUAUUCUGGGACGCGAUUGCAUCAUGACAGUCUGCGGGCCAGUGUGUGUGCACAGACCCUCUGGAUGCAGCUGCUGCCUACAAAUGCGCGGCUGUGUCUGAAUAAGACCCUUUGUGCCCAUUUGUUUUUCUAAGUGCACAUUCUAUAUUUUGUAUGCAUUCCACAAAUUGCCAGUCUGGUGAUUCUGAAUUUUCUUUGCUUAAAAUUUCUGUGUUUUGAGCUUCUACAAGGAUAAUUCCACUAUCCGUAUCUUCAGAUAUUUCUGAUGACUGAUAACUACACCAGGAAAACCCAGUUACUAUAUGUUGAUGGUUGAACACCAUUAAGAUCAAUGUACAGUAUUAAGUAAACAUGCAAGCCAUUUAAUUAGUCAUCUGAAGCUGGUAAACUCCUUAAUAGUGAUAUGAAAAUGUAUUACUAAAAGUAUAUUCAAAAUAUAUACAAGUAUAUUCAAUAUAUAAUACAACAUUCUUGUCGAUUCUGGUACUUUAAAUGCUUAAUUUGCUAAAAAAAAAUUCAUUAAUGUAUUUGUUUAACAACCUAUCCGUUUAUUUCUGAAAGUUAAUAAAGCCCAUGCUGCUUUUCUAUAAGGGGCUUAACUAAAAUACAUUUUGUGCAGCAACUUCUGCAUGGUUAAUAAUGAAACACGGCUGUGUGUCUUAAAUCCAAACAAUGUUGAUUCUAAGAUUAAAUCCUGCUUCUGGGAAACAAUUUUAUAAAAGAACAUCCAAAUAUAAUAUCUAAUUCAGUAAGUGUCACCAACAUAAUACAGUGUAUUACCAACUAUUUUUAUAGCCAGACUACAGGUAACAGGUAUUUAAAGAAACUAUUUUGUUUGUUUGUUUUUCACCGAUUGCGAAUAUAUAGUAUGUAACUGCUAAAACAAUGUAUGUACAUGCCCUUAUAUAUUUAUAUAUAAAACAAAAGUUAAAGUAUUUUCACAGUUACUAUGUAUGUAUUUUUAUUAUGUAUUUCAGAAUAUGUUAAUGUAAUAAAAUAUUUAAAUCACA